Trypanosoma cruzi is the source of this 1560-nucleotide messenger RNA. Its product is annotated as mucin-associated surface protein (MASP), putative. Bases 1 to 1560 code for a protein of 519 amino acids. The record is from RefSeq and is a predicted model, not a curated record. The transcript has a single exon. Lineage: Eukaryota; Euglenozoa; Kinetoplastea; Trypanosomatida; Trypanosomatidae.
AUGGCGAUGAUGACUGGCCGUGUGCUGCUGGUGUGUGUCCUCUGCGUGCUGUGGUGCGGUGCCGGCGGUGGCGAUGCCGAUGGCAGUGCGGUUGAGUAUUCGCUCUUGCGGUGGCACGCUCAGCUGCGGAGGGAAUGCGCGGAGGAGGCCGGCAGGAGGACAGGAGGCGAGGCGAAUGCGUCCGCCGUUGGGGAAUGCCUCCGUCAAGGGAUGGACGGCGUGCGUGCCGUUGUGGAUGGCCGUCGUCGUUGGAGGCCUCAGCGGUAUGCGCUGGUUGCUAAGGAUCCUGAAGAUGGCCCCACCGAAGCUAUCUCCGUUGGAUCAACGCUACCACUGCUGGUCCAGGAAACGCAAGGCACUUUACAGGGCUUGGCAUUGAGAGAUCAAGCGAAAUCUUCAAAAGGAGGUGCAGGAGGGGGAACAGAAUUGGGAUUAGAGCAACCGCAGCCUGAAGAACCGUCCGUCACCAAAUAUAAGGAGUUAGACGUACGGCGGGAAUUAAUGGGCGAUGAAAACAGGAGUGUGCCCGAGAGAAAAGCGUUAGUUGGUUCAGAUCUAAAGGACUCCAAGGCGAUGAAAGUACCGGCGAAUCAGCCGGAGGUGGAUGCUUUAUCGCCUUCUUCAAGUGAUGUUCGUGCCGCUGACAUUCCGGGAGGAGUAUCCUCUGAUUUGUCUUCUGAAGUUUCUCGAUCGUCUGAAGCCAGCGGAAAAGGAGGAGGCGACCAACAAAAAAACACAAGUGUGGCCGCAAAAACAUCAGCAGCAGCUCCAUCAGCGAAGGAAUCAUUUCACACCGCAUCGUCACCAGCGAAGGAGGACACAGAAAGCACGCAGCCAGCCGACGUCCUUCUGAAACAGGGCAACAUACCAACAGCAGGUGCCACACAAAAUGUGACAACCGAGGGUCAGGAAGAAACAACAUUAUCAUCUUUUGCGGCGGAUGACGAUAAUGCUGUCACCAAUGACGCUGACGAGGACAAUGCAGAGAAUUCGGGCGAUGAUUUAGCAUCUCGUGCCGCGGUGACGGACGAAAAACAACAACAUCAACGAGAGGAUGGCAGCGAGAAAGAAACAGCACCAGCAGCAACGCCACAAGUAAAAAAUGAAGACCCCGGCUCUGCAGAUGUCGUCUCAGUGCAACAGGUACAGAAAGCUCAAGGCGGCCGGGAGUCAGGGAGUGAGUCAAGAAAAGAAGACAGUGUUCUCACCACAAGCAAACAAAAGGAUGGAACAUAUGACAGCCAUGCCGAAUCAACUCCAACAUCACGCUUGUCAGAGAAAAGUGUUGCCGCCAGUAAUGGCCCUGACGAGGCUACUGAGGAGGAGAUUUCCAAUAAAAAUACGGCAGGUGUUGACGCAGUACCAGAAGCAGCACAAGAUGAUGGAAAUAAAGAUGACGGUGCAAAAGAAACACCAAUAAAAACCACAGCUAUUGCAAAUGAUACGACUCCGACUGGCGACAGUGACAGCAGCACCGCGGUCUCCCAUACCACCUCCCCUCUUUUGCUUCUUCUUGUUGCGAGUGCUGCUACUGCGGCAGCGGCGGUGGUGGCCGCGUGA